UCUUAAAAGGCAGGUAAAUAGCCGCCCGUUGUGGUUUUCUCCUUAUCUUCUCAAACCAGAGGCAAACCAAGGUAACCGGGCCUAACGGUUCAGCUGUUCACCACAUUCAUCCUAGCCAUCAGCACUGCACUAUAUUUACCAGCUUCCUGAGUUACACAAGCCUGCCAAUGGGUGUGCACAAGCCCUCGACCCCUUCCUCUGUCCUCCGGAUAAGCCUAGUUUGUCACUGCCAUAGUAAACACACAAAAAGAAUGGUGCACGGCCCACCGCUGAGGGAACAAACAAGGGGAGGGUCACAUGUGAGACCCGGAGGGCAGCCCUCCAGACUAUUCUAGGUAACUGGAAUGUAUACAGCGACCUCAUGGCAAAAACUUGAGACCUCGUGUCUUUCUCCAUGCCACUCUUGACUGUGUCGUCUUUGAGAAAGAAAUUCGGUAGAAAUGAAUCUGCUUUUAUCCUGUUGAACUGGGUCUGAUUCACAUUGGAACUCAAGAACAAACAGCAUGGCUAGUACAUCAACAGAGAUCUUUCCGUUCAAGGACCAAGAGCUGCCUGCUCACCUCUUGUUUCAGUUGAACAUACUGAGACAGGAGCAGAUCUUUACCGAUGUGAUCUUGUGCAUCGAAGACAGGGAGAUCCCGUGCCACAGGAACGUCUUGGUUUCCAGCAGCCCCUACUUCCGAGCCAUGUUCUGCAGCAACUUUCGGGAGAGCAGCCAGACUAGAGUGGACCUGAAAGGGAUCGCACCGGAAGUCAUUGAAGGUGUCGUGGAUUACAUCUAUACUGGUGCCAUCACCAUCACCAUGGAGCUUGUGCUGCCACUGAUGCAGGCAGCCUCCAUGCUGCAGUACGGAAGGCUCUUUGAGGCCUGCUCCAACUUUCUACAGGUACAGCUCAAUCCGGAAAACUGCCUGAGCAUGAUCCGGCUCUCUGAGAUCCUUCACUGUGAAAGCCUCAAGGAGAGAGCCAAAGAGAUGGCCGUGCGGUGUUUCUCGGACGUAGCUGCCUCCGAGGACUUCUGCGAACUUUCCCUUCCCGAGCUAAUGUGCUACCUGGAGGACGACCGACUGUGCGCGGAGGAGGAGCAGGUUUUUGAGACGUUACUUGCAUGGAUCCACCACGACCCCUUCUCCCGUCGAGGAGCCAUUCACGACCUCUUCAAGAAAGUCCGUUUGCGGUACAUCCAUCCGACGUACCUCUUCCAGUUCAUCGCCAACGAUCCGCUCGUCCAGUCGUCUACACUGUGCACUGAGAUCAUAGAGUCUGUGCGACGUCUGAUGUUUUCCGUAAGCGCCAAAUGCACUCGAGAGCUGAAGCCUCUCUGGACCACACCGCGCCGCUACACGUGCCGGGAGACUCUGGUGGUGGUCGGAGGACGCAAAAACAACGAGCAGACGUCUCGGGAAGCACUUCUCUAUGACGAAAGGACACAACGUUGGCAGUGGCUCGCUAAACUACCUUUGCGGCUCUAUAAGGCGGCUUAUGUUUGUAUUCACAGCAUUCUGUACGUGGUGGGUGGCCUCAGUCUUAGUCUGGUAUCUGGAGACAGUGCGGUUAGUGCCACAGUGUACACACUCUCAUUGAAGACAAACCAGUGGAGGACCGCCGAACCCAUGCUGGUGCCAAGGUACGCCCACCAAUGCGUCUCCUACCUUCACUUUAUCUUCGCUCUUGGUGGAAUAGGGCCGAAUAAGCAGAUCUCGAAUGCGGUAGAGCGCUACAACAGCAUGUUCAAUCAAUGGGAGGCCAUGGCGCCGAUGCCCACAGCAGUCUUACACCCUGCAGUGGCGGCCAACGACCAGAGGAUUUAUGUGUUUGGAGGCGAGGAUGCCUUACAGAACCCAGUGAGACUAAUACAGGUUUAUCAUAUCUCCCGCAACUUGUGGUCUAGACUGGAAACCAGGACAGUGAAGAACGUCUGUGCACCUGCUGCAGUGAUAGAAGACAAGAUUUUUAUUGUUGGAGGAUACACAAGUAGAGUGAUUGCCUACGACACCAAAGCUAAUAAAUUUGUGAAGUGUGCCAACAUGAAAGAGAGGAGGAUGCACCAUGCGGCCACAGUCAUCAAUAACAAACUCUACGUGACCGGAGGACGCUUCCUCAACGCUCAUGAUGUCAUCGAGGACUCCGACUGCUUCGAGUGCUAUGACCCUAAAACAGACGUGUGGACUUCUAAAGGAACUUUACCGUACAAACUGUUUGAUCACGGUUCACUAUCACUGAUCUGCGUCUCAAACCGCCCCAACCCACCAUGAUUGCUCAAGGGGUGCAACAUCUCUGCUUGGGCGUCCCGUUCGCUCCCCUCCUCAUUAAGGGAAAUGAAAAAUAUGGGGCCACAGCUGAGGCAGGAAACCAUCUGAGGAAGGUUGCAUUGGUUUGUGGGUUGAGUAUAUCUCAGCUGGGGCUUUGAUGGUAUGCUGCUGGUGCUCGCCAGCAUCUGCGCUGUCUUAAUCAAAAGAGAUUUGAGCUGGCAAUUGCAAGUGUCACAGUGGACCUCAGGGAGUGAGCCCAGGACCUCAGAGCAAAAUGGCAGACUUAUGCAAUGCACAGAUGUCCCUGAAGAACUGCGACCUAAAAAUCUUCAGACAGAUGUUUCUCAUCAGAAUAGCUCGAGCAGCCCAAUUUUAGUCAAUAUAGUGCCUUGUUAGCCUGAUGUAAUUAGAGAGAUGUGACAAUCUUUUUAGCCAGAGUAAAAUCUGCGAGCAUAAGGACAUGAGUAAGUGAUGGAGUAAUUGGUGAGGUGAAGAAAACAUUCCCUCACAGUU
Molecule: messenger RNA, 2765 nt
Organism: Pimephales promelas (fathead minnow)
Lineage: Eukaryota; Metazoa; Chordata; Actinopteri; Cypriniformes; Leuciscidae
Gene: klhl38a
Product: kelch-like family member 38a
Molecular function (GO): protein binding
Source: RefSeq, a predicted model, not a curated record